This is a messenger RNA of Pyrenophora tritici-repentis Pt-1C-BFP, 1704 nucleotides long. RefSeq names its product dynactin Arp1 p62 subunit RO2. Gene Ontology annotation, cellular component: dynactin complex. The record is from RefSeq and is a predicted model, not a curated record. Lineage: Eukaryota; Fungi; Ascomycota; Dothideomycetes; Pleosporales; Pleosporaceae.
AUGGCACAGGCCUUUCCGUACACGUACUACGCAUGCGAUUGCUUCGACAACAACACCACGACUGUUACGAAACGCUCGCAAUUCAUCGCCGCAUCAGAAGACGAGGAGCAGAACUUCGACCCGCAAGAUCCGCGCUCCAACUAUGCCCUCUACCCGCUCGAACACCUUCUCUACUGCGAAGAUUGUCUACAAAUACGGUGUCCGCGAUGUGUCAUUGAAGAGACGCUGAACUGGUACUGCCCAAACUGCCUGUUCGAAGUACCGAGCUCCGUAGUCAAGAGUGACGGGAACCGAUGCACGCGAAACUGUUUCAACUGCCCAGUAUGCAUAUCGCCGCUCAUAGUCAACCUGCUCGAAAACCCCGACGCGGAUCAAAGCGCACCGGACCGACACAUACUGGCGUGCCCAUACUGCCAUUGGAGUACUGUGGAGACUGGCAUAGAGUUUGAGAAACAUACCGGCGUAUAUAGCCAGAUUGCACGGAUAGCAAAUGGUGGAAAGCCCAUACCGACGUCUAAGGAGCGUGACAAGGAGCGCGAGAGGCGUAAGGAGAUGGAAGCACGGCAGCAAAAUCCCCUGUCGCCUUCUAGCGACUCGACAGGCAUGGACAUUGGAGAGUACGAGCCGCCUACUCGUGAUGACCUAUUUUCGAACCUCGCUGCCUUUUACAAAGCACAGCUAGAGGCCCAGACACCGGCGAAUCCCCUCGAGAUGAACUUUUCUUCGCCGUCCGCCUACUCCCGCAUAAUGAACUUGUAUUCAACAACCACUGCAAAGAAGCAGAAGCGCGACAAGCCGACACCAAUGCGUGAGGCGGCUUCAGAGUUGGAGGGGCUGGUUAUACACGAUCCUUCCUCGGACAUUGCAGCAAUCGAGCGUAUCAAGCGGGGCGGAUGGGGCACUACACUCUCGCCCGCCCAGAAGCUCGCACAGCAAAACCCCUACAUAAGGUUUGACGACGAGCUACGACCGAUCCCGACGUUGCUCUGUACAAAGCGCUCAAAACGAUGUCGCUCAUGUCGACACAUUCUCUCUAAGCCAGAGUCCAAGAUUACGUCAACACGAUACAAGAUCAAAUUACUAGCACUCAACCAUAUCCCUCGACUCAGCAUCCGUGCGUUACCACCCACCUCGGACGUCCCCCCACUCCCCGGCAUGUUGCCCGUUCCACCGCCACCCUUCAACUACAACGCUCUUCGUCCCGGGCUUCCAGCCCACUUUCUCCUGCACCUCAGCAACCCGCUCUUCGACCCCAUCCGCGUCACCCUAGCCACUGCUAGUACCACGCCUGGAAAGGUACAAUCCCGCGUCACAAUCCUGUGUCCACAAUUUGACGUCGGCGCCAACACUGAUGUCUGGGAUGAUGCGCUGUCCUCCUCUCCCGCUCCGAUGCCGCGUCGCUCGACCAUCAACGCCGAAACAGGGCAAAUUGAAGCAGGCAAGGUUUGGGAUAAAGGAAGGAAUUGGACUAGUGUGGCUAUCGAAGUCAUCCCAGGUUUUCUGAGUGAGCUUGGCGAUGAUGAAGAGCUGGAGGAAGAUGAUAACCUACUCGAGAUACCGAUCUUUGUACGGCUAGAAUUUGAGGCUGAUGUUAACGCUGAGGAGAGAGGGUUGGGUGAUUCUAGAGGAUCAAAGGGGGAAAAGGAGAAGCGAGAGGAGGCGUUUUGGACAGUAGUGGGUGCAGGGAGGAUAGUGGAGGCAUAG